Messenger RNA from Triticum aestivum (bread wheat), 1043 nucleotides. RefSeq lists its product as uncharacterized. Lineage: Eukaryota; Viridiplantae; Streptophyta; Magnoliopsida; Poales; Poaceae. The record is from RefSeq and is a predicted model, not a curated record. Bases 1 to 948 code for a protein of 315 amino acids. The transcript has a single exon.
AUGGCGGCGAGCGACCCGCAACUUUGCCGGGAGCCCGGCCAGCGCCCCCGCCGCCCCGUGUGCGCCGUCUGCACGAAGCCCCUCCGCGUCUGCCUCUGCGGCCGCCUCCGCGGGCCCCCGCUGGACACCGCCGUCGGCGUCACUGUGCUGCAGCACCCCACGGAGGCCCAGCACCCGCUCAGCUCCGUCCGCGUCGCCCGCCUCGGCCUCCGCAACCUCGCCGUCGCCCAGGUCGCCGACGUCGCCCACCGCGCCAGCUUCCUCCUCACAACGAAUAUUGGACUUGGAGGCGGAGAAACUGAAAAUGCUGAAGCCGGUGCCGCCAUUGGAGAAGCUUGGACGGUGGAAACCAUGGACAAGUGCUCCAUCGCUUACACGGAGAAGCAGCUCAUGAUCGACAUCGAGCGCGGCGUCGGCGCGAACGCCAAGAUCAGGUGGCCGUCAAGAUGUUCUCCUCUUGCCAAACUCGCCGUCUCCAACGGCUUCACCGUCACCAAGACACAGAACAACAAGCCCAGACGUAGCACAGGCGACCAAGCCUCGCCGUCGCCGGAGCUCCAACAUGAGUUCUCCAUCGCCAUACCGCCGCACUCGGCCCUGCUGUUCCCAUGCCAGCGCGCGACCGCCAUCGACGCAGCUUCAGAUCACCAGGUACUAGUCAAACAUCUGAUCGUGCUGGAUGGCACCUGGGCGAAGGCGCACCGGAUGUACCACGAGAACCCAUGGCUGCAGCUCGUGCCGCACGUGAAGGUGGAAGCAGAUGGUGUCAGCCUGUACGGCGAGGUGAGGCAUGAGCCCAAGGCCGGGUGCCUGUCGACCAUCGAGAGCAUCGUCGUCGCCAUGAAGGAGCUUGGGGAGGACGAGGCAGAGUUGGAUCGUGUUCUGGCCGUCUUCGAGUCGAUGAUCGCCGACCAGCGACGCUGCAAGGAUGAGAACUGCAAGCCAUAAUAAUUUCUCUCGACUUCUUCUGGAUGCAGUUUCAGUCCAGAUGUUGUUUUCUGAAUCAGCAUUUCAUAUCAUACUGAGCGGUUAAAACAGGCCAA